Phymastichus coffea is the source of this 1148-nucleotide messenger RNA. Its product is annotated as cuticle protein 18.6-like. Gene Ontology annotation, cellular component: extracellular matrix. The record is from RefSeq and is a predicted model, not a curated record. The coding region runs from base 42 to 713 and encodes 223 amino acids. The transcript has 3 exons. Lineage: Eukaryota; Metazoa; Arthropoda; Insecta; Hymenoptera; Eulophidae.
UGCGAACGACCAGAUAUAUAUACGUGUGUCUGCCUGCAGCCAUGGCAGCAUUGAAAUGUUUGAUUGUAACGAUGCUAUUUAUAUCUACUAAUGGCCUGGCUAUUGAGAAAGCCCCCAUCGUACCGGUAGUCUAUGGCAACACUGCCCACAUUGAUGGUAUUCACCCUGUAUUGGGAGGACGCCUGCCUAAUCCAGAUCACUACGAUCCUCAUCCGCAGUACAGUUAUGUGUACGGGGUGCAAGACGCUGUGACCGGUGACGUGAAGCAGCAGCACGAACAGCGCGACGGUGACGUCGUUCGUGGUGGAUACUCGUUCAUCGAAUCUGACGGCUCGCGACGUAUCGUCGAUUACGUAGCCGAUCCCGUCACUGGAUUCAACGCUGUUGUGCGCAAGGAGCCCGGAGCGGCUCCGCCCACUGGUCCUGUUGGACCUGCUGGACCACCAGCCAAAGCACCCCUUAUACACGCACAUAAUGCUUUUGCUCCUGUCCUUCCUCUGGCUGCCGCACACCAUGGUGCAGUAAAUUCUUUUGUCUCAUACAAUCGACCAUUGAACGUUGGGCGUGUUGUCAACUAUCAUCAUGCUGCUUAUGACAAUCUUCUGCCAUACUACGAUGUGCCUGCACCCGUAGUGGCUCCUAUCAGACAUCUUCCCAUCGCUCGCAGCGGCUACGCUCUUGCACCCAAUGCACCUUUCGGAUACGCUUAUUAACAUUAAAAGUCAAUCGAAAAAUUGGUCAUUGAUGCGACUAACACUAUUAGCUGAGAGUUAUUGUAAGUAUUGGAUUUUUAUUGGUAUUUAUGAAAAAUGAGUGAAAUAAAUUUUUAUAGAUUGUUAAAAAGUUUUCUUUUCGAGAGAAAUAUCAAAAUAACAAAUAAUCUCUUUCUCAAAACCAAAAAAAGAAUCGACAUAGAUUAAUCGAUUGUAUUGGCUACAAUUCAAGGAAAAAUGCUUGAUGCAUUAUUUAACUGGCAUAAAUUAAAUUAUCUUAGAAGUAUUACAUUGCAAAUGAAAAAAGGAAAUCGUGCGUUGUUCUUAUUAGAGCAAAGUCGUAACUGGUAUUCAAAUUAUUUUUAUAGCUCUGGGCUCUAAGAAUAUUCAUGAUUUAAUAUUUACAACAAUAUUAUUUACAUUAUAUGAUACAUG